GAUGUGGCACGUGUGACGUCAUUCCGGCCGCAGUGGAGCAGUGACGUGGUGAAGAGCUGCUGCAGUGUAAAGCGCUUUAGUUUCUUAUUUUCUGGACGGAGGAAGAGCAACUUUCUUUCAGCCGUCUGUUUGGGGUUUUGAGGCACAGAAGCUUGGUGUUUUAUCCCCGGCGUCUCGGCUGCUCGGAGCUCGGAGGAAGCCUGCGACCUUCUCGGUGUUGUGUGUGUGUGUGUGUGUGUGUGUGCUGGACUCCGUUAGCCUGUUAGCCGCUCUCUGAAGCAUCUUCAAACUAAACUUCAGCUUCACAACCGCUCUUUAAUCUUCUGUGAAUUAAAAAUUAAAAUGGGGCUGACCAUUUCCAGCGUCUUCUCGAGGCUUUUCGGGAAAAAACAAAUGCGAAUUCUUAUGGUUGGCCUUGAUGCUGCCGGGAAAACGACGAUCCUUUACAAACUUAAACUCGGAGAAAUCGUCACAACAAUUCCAACUAUAGGCUUUAAUGUUGAAACCGUGGAGUACAAGAACAUUUGUUUCACUGUUUGGGAUGUGGGUGGCCAGGAUAAGAUCAGACCUCUAUGGAGGCACUACUUCCAGAACACACAGGGUCUCAUCUUUGUGGUAGACAGCAACGAUCGUGAGCGUGCACAGGAAGCUGCCGAAGAACUGCAGAAGAUGCUUCAAGAGGAUGAGCUCAGAGAUGCAGUUUUGCUGGUGUUUGCAAACAAGCAGGAUUUGCCCAACGCCAUGGCGAUCAGUGAGCUAACGGACAAACUCGGCCUGCAGACACUUAGGAGCAGAACUUGGUACGUUCAGGCGACCUGCGCCACUCAGGGAACAGGUUUGUAUGAAGGAUUGGACUGGCUUUCUGAGCAGCUGAGCAAACGUUAAGCUACAUUAAUUGGUUCACAUGAAGGGGUGUUUUAACAAAGGACACGAUCACACAACUGACAGACAAUGGAUAUACUCACUUACAUAUAUUAGCUCAUGGCUAUCAAAUUUGCCAUUGAGGCAACUUUUUUUUUUCUUCCUGAAUUGGGUUGACUGACUUGAAGUUCUGUUAUUUUCAACAUUUCAGUAAGGUGUGUGUAACUGUAUGCCUGUUUUAGUUUGAUUUGAACUAUACAAGGUGAAUUUCAACACAAAUUGAGUGAUGGGAAUGAGAACCUGUCCUUAGGCUCGUAUUUUGUCAAACAUGGGAACAUAUUUAUAUUUAUACAAACAUUUUUGCUCUCAUUCCAUUUUUAUCUAUCUAAAUUUUGCAUGCAUUUUAAUCUGAACAGCUUCCUUCAAUAAAUAAUGACUUUAGACCAAAUUGUGUAACACAAAUGCAUAAUAAUGAGAUGCAGAUCAAUAAUAUGAUGUUCUCCAGUGGUUAAGGGUGGGUUAAAGAUUUGUUUUUGUAUGAAAGAAAAUUUGAGUUGACUACCUGAUUUAUUUGGUCUUAAUACAGCUUACUAAUGAUGAUGCCUGGCUCGACCAUCUUGCUAUAUAACCAGCCUUUAACUAUAUUUACAAUUGCCUUAAAAAUGCUUGUUUCUUGCUUUGUGACUGUUUUAUUUUCAUAUAAAUUGAAAAUGACCAAAUGAGAUCACCAGAUUUAUUUGUAUAUACGUGCUGAAAGACGUACUUUGAUAUUGCAGUUAACAGUUUGCUCGGGCAUCUGCAAUCAUAUCAGUCCUUUUUUCCAUGGCUCAUUAAUAAUUCCUAUUAAACCCUGAAAUAAACGAUUGUGACUUAAAGAA
Messenger RNA from Pangasianodon hypophthalmus (striped catfish), 1739 nucleotides. RefSeq names its product ADP-ribosylation factor 4a (gene arf4a). The record is from RefSeq and is a predicted model, not a curated record. Gene Ontology annotation, cellular component: cytoplasm; plasma membrane. The transcript is spliced from 6 exons. Gene Ontology annotation, molecular function: GTP binding; GTPase activity. Gene Ontology annotation, biological process: intracellular protein transport; vesicle-mediated transport. Lineage: Eukaryota; Metazoa; Chordata; Actinopteri; Siluriformes; Pangasiidae. Bases 343 to 885 code for a protein of 180 amino acids.